Oldenlandia corymbosa var. corymbosa is the source of this 795-nucleotide messenger RNA. Lineage: Eukaryota; Viridiplantae; Streptophyta; Magnoliopsida; Gentianales; Rubiaceae. The record is from the annotation of a GenBank genome assembly.
AUGGCUGAAACAAACCAAACUGCAAUUUCAGUUAUUCAACCUGAAGAUUUUGUUGAAACUGUGAAUGAAAAUGCUGUGGAUAAUCCAAUUCUCAUCCCAUCUGAAGAUGUCAUUGUUACACUACCAAACCAAACAAAUAUUGCAGUUGUUGAACCAUCAGAUAAUGUUGAAACUGUGAAUGAAGAUGCAAUUGACAAUUCUGUGGUGAAUCCAUCUGAAGAUGUCAUUGCUACACCACCAAAUGAUGUUGGUGCUACAGGUUCCAGAAGUAUCCAAAAAAACAAAGUGACGUCUGUUGAGAUGUGUUUGAUUGAUGCUCAGGAAAGCAAAAUUCAAGCAACCAUUCCUGGAAGAAUUGUGAAAGAUUUUGCAUAUUCUUUCAAAGAAGGUUGUGUUAGAAGAUUAUCAAGAUUUGACAGUUGUCUCAACAUUAGUGGGGGAUUCAGGUGUGCUAAGCACGAAUACAAAAUUGCGUUCAUGUCAAACACAAAUGGUGAAGCUGCAUUUGAUUUUGACAUCCCAGAUCAUGUGUUUGAGUUCACACCAUUGGCAGAAGUUACAAACUUUGUGGCCAACUUUGAUUAUUGUUUUGGCCACAUCAUGGCUUACAGCGAUCCAAUUGUUGAAAAUGGAAAGAAGAGGAUUUCAGUGAAGCUUGAAAAUGAAAGGGCUGACAAGCUAAAGGUUACUUUGUUGGGGGAGGGGGUUGGGGGAGAACUUGCUGAUCAAGUCACUAAAUACAUAUCUAAAAAUCCUCAGUUUCCUGUAGUCCUCAUUGUUCAAUAUGUUAAGUGA